Messenger RNA from Fusarium odoratissimum NRRL 54006, 2322 nucleotides. Its product is annotated as adenosine kinase. Gene Ontology annotation, biological process: purine ribonucleoside salvage. The transcript is spliced from 3 exons. NCBI's taxonomy places the organism in Eukaryota, Fungi, Ascomycota, Sordariomycetes, Hypocreales, Nectriaceae. Bases 76 to 1350 code for a protein of 424 amino acids. The record is from RefSeq and is a predicted model, not a curated record. Gene Ontology annotation, molecular function: adenosine kinase activity. Gene Ontology annotation, cellular component: cytosol; nucleus.
UUUGACCAUAGAAACUCUCAUCAUUUAAACCUGUCGGCCUCGAAGCUACUAUUCGGGCACGUAAUCAACAUAAAAAUGUUGGCGAGACCAUCUGCUUCGACUCUCCGACUUGAACUUCCUUCCCUCCUUCCCAGCUGCCGUCGCACAUGUACUCGCAACUUCUCCAGCUUCGCUCCUUUUCGGUUGCCGAAAGACCACGCCCCACGUUUUUACCCCACCAAGACCAAGACGUUUGACCCCUCCAUUCACCUCAAACUCUUCCCCUCCGAAGCUUCAUCUACUUUUUUAUCCUCAUCUAUAUCACAUAGUUUCUCUUUCCAAACAAGACAGUUAAGCACCAUGUCUGCCGUUAAGGAAUACUCUCUUCUCUGUCUCGAGAACCCUCUCCUCGACAUCCAGGCCAAGGGUGACCAGGCUCUUCUUGACAAGUAUGGUCUCAAGCCUAACGACGCCAUCCUCGCAGAGGAGAAGCAUCUCCCUCUCUACGAAGACCUCCUAAACAACUACGAUGCCAAGCUGAUUGCUGGAGGCGCUGCACAAAACAGUGCUCGAGGUGCUCAGUACAUCCUCCCUCCUAACAGUGUCGUCUACCUUGGUGGCGCUGGUGAUGACAAGUAUGCUGCUAUCCUUCACGAUGCUGUCAAGGCCGCUGGUCUCCGUGUUGAAUACCGUGUCGACCCCAAGGAGAAGACUGGCCGAUGUGGUGCUAUCAUCACCGGCCACAACCGAAGCUUGUGCACAGAUCUUGGCGCUGCUAACCACUACGACCUCGAUCACUUAAAGAAGCCUGAGAUCUGGAAGCUCGUUGAGAACGCUGAGGUCUACUACGUCGGUGGUUUCCACUUCACUGUCUGCCCUCCUGCCAUUAUGGAGCUCGCCAAGCAGGCUGCUGAGCACAACAAGCCUUUUGUUCUCUCCCUGUCUGCUCCUUUCAUCCCUCAAUUCUUCAAGGAGGUUGUCGAUGCCAGCGCCCCUUACUGGGACUACAUCAUCGGCAACGAGACCGAGGCCGCCGCCUAUGCCGAGUCCCACGACCUCCCUAGCAAGGAGCCCAGGGAUGUUGUCAAGCACCUCGCCAACCUUCCCAAGGAGAAUACCAAGAGAAAGCGAAUUGCCAUUGUCACUCAGGGUACCGACCCUACUCUGGUUGCUAUCCAGGGUGAGGACGAUAUUAAGGAGUUCCCCGUUCACGCUAUUGAGAAGGAGAAGAUCAACGACACCAAUGGUGCUGGUGACGCCUUUGCUGGUGGUCUCCUGGCUGGUAUCCUCCAGAACAAGCCCCUCGAAACCAGCAUUGACAUGGGCCAGUGGCUCGCUCGUUUGAGCAUCCAGGAGCUUGGACCUUCGUAAGUUUACCCGCAUGCACCAUUCUUGCCAAGUUGUGUUCCCAAAAUUUACUGCUUCAUUCCUCUACCUAUCUUUCUUAUCAACAGCAUAGCUCCUUGACUAGGGCACCAAUCCCAGUAACAUGAUAACAAACCUCAACUAACUCUCAUGCAGAUACCCCUUCCCCAAGCAAACCUACCAGGCUGCUUAAAUCUAUUAACAACUCAUCUUGCACAUCCUUCUUGGAUAAUUGAAUGUGGUUCGGCGUUGCUGGGGAAAAGGGAAACGGUUUCAACAACGGCGUUUGCAUCCAAAGGGAGAAUAUACCCCAAACUGAGGGCUCCCAAGCGCAUUGAGCGGCAUGGUAUCCUCCACGAUAUCGAGUAUUUGGCAAGCAUAUUAUCUGAGUGAAUAUAAAAUGAAUGACUUCUUGCUUUAAAACCCAAGAUCUUGCACCGACGAAUGGUGUCUAUACCAUCAGACUGGAUGAAUACCGACUAAGCUUGACCCGGUUGGCGAGCAAACUCAUCAGCUGUCGCACGAGGUCCGAAGACAUGGAGCAGCCGAGGUAGGCCAGCGUACUGCACCUGUAAAACUGAUCCAUUAUGCCGUCAACAUCUUCGAAAGCUGACCGAUUCCAAAAGAUCAGUACUCCAUGCUGGGACACGUGCAGGUGCUUUAUAGCGAAUCGUCGGCUAUGCAAUCAAUCAUGUUCCGUCCCGAGUGGUCUAGACCAGGAACGAGACGUUUUUGAAAGCGCAAGAGUCGACGAAAAACUGGGCAGAUUGGAAUAUCCCAAUUUCCACGGCGGUGUACUAAAGCACAAAAGAACAACCUACGCUUCUACUUAUUGCCAUAAAAGGCAGCCUGCAGGAUGGCAGCAUCAUAACUGGAUGUCGUUUCAUCCAUCUGGAAACGUCGGCCCGACGAGGAUGAUGCAGGAUCCUGGAUGUGAUUGCGAUCGUAGCGGCUCGUGUCCAUAUAGCCAACUCCAGU